This is a messenger RNA of Phragmites australis (common reed), 1515 nucleotides long. RefSeq lists its product as uncharacterized. Lineage: Eukaryota; Viridiplantae; Streptophyta; Magnoliopsida; Poales; Poaceae. The transcript is spliced from 2 exons. The coding region runs from base 171 to 1343 and encodes 390 amino acids. The record is from RefSeq and is a predicted model, not a curated record.
UUUCCUUCUCUUCCCAACGGCGGGGCGGGAUCACCUUUCCAGUACUGCCGCACUCACAGUCUCACACUCGACGACAGACCAGAACAGUGACCACACCCACUCGAGUCUCGAGCUCACUCGCCUCCCUUCUCCCCGCGUGUCGCCUCGCCGCCCGCACCGCCCCCAACUCGAUGGAUCCCGCCGCCGCCGACCAGCCGUGCGUCAUCCAGGCUCUCCCAGCCCACUCCCCGUCCUCCAACACCCUCCCGCCCCCGCCCCUAGUCCAGGCCCUCCCGGCCCUCCACUCCCCAGCCAAAGACCACCCAACUGCCUCGGCUUCAGCCGCCACCCCAGCCUCCUCCUUCUCCUCCCCCUCCCGGCCACCCAGACGCCGGCCUCCGCAAGCCCAUCCCUCGCCCCCGCCCGGUCCCACACCCCCGAGCCCCCGCCGCACCCGCUCGGGCGGCGCGCCCGAGUGGACGGCCGCCGAGACGCUCGCGCUCGUCGCCGAGGUCGCGGCCGUGGACGACGGCUGGUCCCGCUCCGUCUCCGCGUUCCAGAAGUGGGCCAUGGUCGCAGAGAACCUCGCCGCCUCCGAGGCCUUCGCCUCGGGGUCCGCGAAACGGCGGGGGCAGGGGAAUAAGAGGGCGGCCGGCGAGUGCAGGCGGCGGUGGGAGGCGCUGACGACGGAGUACGGGGCCGUGCGGCGGUGGGAGGUGCGCACGGGGGGCGGGUACUGGGAGAUGGGCGCCGCCGCGCGGAGGAAAGCCGGGCUCCCGGCGGAGUUCGACGCCGAGGUGUAUGGUGCCAUGGACGCGCUCAUACGGGUCGAGGAGGCGCUUCUUGCGGAUGCGGCUGGCGGUGGCGCGGGAGGGGAGGAGGUGGAGGGGUUGGUUGGCGGUGGUGCCGGAGUUGAGGUGGGAGCAGAGGACAGCGGUGACGACCGUGAGGUUGGAGAAGACGAGGUCCAGGAGAAUGAAUCAGCGGAGGAAGCGGAGGAGGAGGACAAGGAUGAUAGGGAGGAAAUGCAGGUGGAUGGUGCCAAUGCUGAUGCUUCGAAUGACUUGGGUAGUGAGAUGGGAGCAAAUAGCAAACCCGAGAAAAGCCAAAACAAUGCAUGGGAGCUGGCCCACAAGUUACAUGAGAAUGCGCAGCAUAUCCAUACCAUACUGAGCGAAGAGGCCGACAGAAAUGCUGGCCAGAACCAUGCUCUUGCCGGUUCGAUGCCACCUGAUGCCAUGGAGACCACCCGCCAAAAAGCCGAUGAACUCAUCAAAUCACUAGGCGGGCUUGUCAGCUACUUGAACCAGUUCACAGAGCUGAUCAAGGAAACAGGGUUCGAGAAUGUCAUCGGUAUGAGUUGAUGUAUGAGAGGCAGGUUUCCUUGUAAGGAUUAGAUCAUGACUGCUUAUUUUUCAUCAGUGUAGUUUCUCCAUGCCCUCCAUCUUUGUAAUGGCAUUGUUUGGUGCCAGUGGCGGACUCAGAUUUGGCGAUUGGGUAUUUAGUAUUAAAAAAAAAUUGUUCAAUCCAAAAUAC